AGAUUUCCAACAGCAUCGGGUGACGCAUUCAAAGGCAACAGAUGAAAUGCGAGUAAAAGAGUUUCUUUUGGAUUUCUCGCCUCGAUGUUAACGAAGCUAUGCGUCGCUCGUGCCGCGAGCUUCCGAGCACCGGGGGGAGACCCGGACCCGGAUGAUGCCGGGGCCGGCCUACGCGCGCCCGAGCCUAAAGCGCCUCAAACGAGGGUCGUUAUCACCGGGAGGUGGCCGAUGCCGUUGCCGAGCGGGCGCACGUGUGCGGUCUAUCCAUUCAUCGAUUGUAUUCGCCGGGCUGCGUCGGUCCGCCCGAGACCGGGGCAUCGGCACUAAUCGAACGAACAUCGAACCCGUUUUGAGGAAGAAGAAAAAGAAGAAGAAGGAAAAAAGCAAUUAUUAAACACCGAACGAUCGCAGAAUGAGGUCCCGCGGUCAAGCCGGCCUCGAGCGUACUGACCCCAUUAGGCUCGAAGACGGGGGGUGGGGUUUCCCGAUCUGCCCUGUCAUUGGUUAAUAUGAUGUCCCUGUUGACAUGUUUUCUUACUACUAAUGCUCCCGACACCUCCUCGUCUCGACUCUUCUCCUCGUCUGACCGGAGCUGCGAGUGCCACGCCUCGAGAGGCCCACAAUUGGUCCGAAACGCGUCCGACCGGCAAUCGGAGGGGCUCACGGGCGCAGUCUCUCCUGUCGCCGUGGGAUGAGCGAGGCGAACGGACGCGCGACCGGGAUCUGGCGACGCCAAAGGACUCCGACUGAACUGCCCGAUCGGCCCAAGUAAGUCCCACAUGCCGGACUCGACUCGCCCGUCGUCCCGUUUCGAAUGAUUUGGACGCGCCCGCCGAUGAGAGAGGCCGCUUUCCCGGGGGUUGCCAUGGCUUAUCACCCGUUCCACGCGCACCGGCCCAGCGACUUCCCGGUGUCCGCCUUCCUGGCGGCCGCUCAGCCCUCCUUCUUCCCGGCGCUCAGCCUGCCCCCCGAGUCCGUCUCGGAACGCAAUUUGGCCGGGGCGGAACCCGGACUCCACCCGGCCGCUCGGCUGCGCGCCGUGAAAAGCCUGGAGCCCGAAGAGGAGGCGGACGACGACCCCAAAGUUACCCUGGAAGCCAAGGACCUUUGGGACCAGUUCCAUAAACUCGGCACGGAAAUGGUUAUUACUAAAUCGGGAAGGAGGAUGUUCCCCCCGUUCAAAGUGCGGAUAAACGGGCUGGAUAGGAAAGCCAAGUACAUUUUGCUGAUGGACAUCGUGGCGGCGGACGACUGCCGCUACAAGUUCCACAACUCCCGCUGGACGGUCGCGGGCAAGGCCGACCCGGAGAUGCCCAAGCGGAUGUACAUCCAUCCGGACAGUCCGGCCACCGGCGAGCAGUGGAUGGCCAAGCCCGUCGCCUUCCACAAACUCAAGCUCACCAACAACAUAUCGGACAAGCACGGAUUUACCAUCCUGAACUCAAUGCACAAGUACCAGCCCAGGUUCCACAUCGUGCGGGCCAACGACAUACUGAAGCUCCCUUACAGCACCUUUCGGACCUACGUCUUCCCGGAAACCGACUUCGUGGCUGUGACGGCGUACCAGAACGACAAGAUAACACAACUUAAGAUUGACAACAAUCCAUUUGCCAAAGGAUUUAGAGAUACUGGGAACGGAAGAAGGGAGAAAAGGAAACAACUCACUAUGCCAUCGCUCCGAAUGUACGACGACCAGGGCAGGGAUGGCGCCGACUCGGACGCUUCCAGCGAAACUGCGACUGCUCGAGACGCCGUUCGGUCCCCGUUGGGAGCGAGUUCGAGUCCGCCGCGCUUCAACAGGGCGAGCCAAGAUGAGAAAACAUGCACUGACAGCGAGCAGGAGCUUGAAAAUGUGGGCGAGCGCUGCACAAGCUCCAACAGCCCGGACACCGAACCCGUGUCCCCUUACGGCGCUCAGUGCGAGGGGCGGAUCGGCGAGAGGCCCCAUACGGACAAGAAAGAGGACGCCGCGUUCAGCGCAAAGAGCCUCGCAAAACACAAAGCGGAGAGCAGGCAUCGGAAGGACACCGCAGACGUGUUGAUUAAGGACCCCGAGGCUGGGAGCGUCGGUGCUGCGAAGGACACCUUCUCCCCACUCAUGGUCCAGACCGAAAGCCCUUCACACUUCAACCCAGGUCAUUUACAAAGCUUGGCACUGUCUGGCCUGCACGGCCAACAGUUCUUCAACCCUCUAAACACCGGAUCACCGCUUUUGUUUCACCCCGGGCAGUUUGCCAUGACCCCUGGAGCCCUUUCUGCUAUGGGAAUGGGCCAUUUAUUGGCUUCUGUAUCUGGAGCAAGUGCUUUGGAAAAUGGCAGCCUCUCGACUCAAGGCACAGGAGGAACCCCCAAUGCCUUCCCCUUCCAUUUGUCUCAGCAUAUGCUUGCUUCUCAGGGCAUCCCCAUGCCUCAGUUUGGGGGUCUCUUUCCCUAUCCCUACACCUACAUGGCAGCAGCUGCAGCUGCAGCCUCGGCCCUGCCAGCAACCAGCACCUCUAGCCCACUCUCCAGAAACCCUUUUCUUGCCACAUCUCGACCACGGCUGCGCUUCAACCCCUACCAGCUCCCCGUGUCUUUGUCCGCAACUUCUAGCCUGCUCGCAACCAACCUGCAAUGUAGCCUCAACCCAGGCUCCGAAUCAUCCAAACCGUGCAGUAGGGAGACCAGCCCAGCCCUAGAACACCACAGCCACAACAAGAAUGGGGGAUCUUGUGGGAGGGGCACAUCCCCCAAAACGAAAGACUCUCCGAAUGAACUACAGAAUAUUCAGAGACUGGUGAGUGGCCUGGAGGGACAGACGGAGCCAUCCCCAGAUGAAUAUUCUCCCAAGUGAUGCGCGACUCCGUUUGGGAUUUCUUGGCUUCCAGACUGAGGACUAUUGUGGUUUUUGUUUUCUUUUUUCUUUCUUUUUGCAGCACACCACAAAAGCUAGGGUGAAGAUGGUUCGAUAAAUUCAAGUCUGUUAAGACUGAUAAUUGUUUUCAGAACAAUGCGACAUAUAUUCACAAGAGGCCAAACCAUUAACCUCCGAUCUCGAAAUGUUUUGGCUAAUACCAAACCCAUAUACAACCAAUUUACAUGCCCAAACUGAAUCUUCCUGACAGGCAGCUCCACAUACUUGAACAUCACAUGGAAUUUUGGAUAAGUGGCCUAAUAGUUAAUAAUAAUAAUCAUUAAAAAAUAAAAAAAUAAAAAAAAAAUCAACAAAACAAACAAAGAAAUCAUGAAAAAAAAUAAUAAAUACCCUUAACUGUAUGCAGUUCGUGGCCGCAGUCAUUUAAUUGCAAUUUGUAUUCAAGAGAAGUUGGUUUCUGAUCUAUUUAUGUAAUGUAAAACGAAAUCAAUACAAAUCUGUAAAUAACUAAGUUCGAAUAAUAUGCACUUGGUAUUAAUUUAUUUAAGUCUGUAUACUAGUGUGUAUAUAUUUGGAAUAUAACACUUUGCUAUCUAACCCCACCCCAUUAUAUGAAGCCUGUUCAGGAAUUGAAAAAUGUGUUUUGAGACUCGCUGAUUAUGGAACAUAAUGUGUGCCAUAUUUGGUCUACAGUAUAUGAAGCGAUAUGUUAGAGCAGAGGAGAGGAAGCUCCACGUGAUUUCAAACACCUCAGGUUACUUCACUCCAGUCAGGCGACAAUCCAAAAAAAGUGCGUCGUUCCUAUCUAUUGAUGGAUAUAUUCAAGCAGUAAAUGUGCUUACUCAUCUUGGUUGUCGAGUUUUUUUUUUCUGAUUGUCUCACAAUUUUCAAUAAAAAUGUUGUGUUGAAAA
Molecule: messenger RNA, 3765 nt
Organism: Phyllopteryx taeniolatus (common seadragon)
Lineage: Eukaryota; Metazoa; Chordata; Actinopteri; Syngnathiformes; Syngnathidae
Gene: tbx2b
Product: T-box transcription factor 2b
Exons: 7
Coding region: 815-2833 (672 amino acids)
Biological process (GO): positive regulation of DNA-templated transcription; cell fate specification; regulation of transcription by RNA polymerase II
Cellular component (GO): nucleus
Molecular function (GO): DNA-binding transcription factor activity, RNA polymerase II-specific; RNA polymerase II cis-regulatory region sequence-specific DNA binding
Source: RefSeq, a predicted model, not a curated record